Molecule: messenger RNA, 1031 nt
Organism: Bemisia tabaci
Lineage: Eukaryota; Metazoa; Arthropoda; Insecta; Hemiptera; Aleyrodidae
Gene: fh
Product: frataxin
Biological process (GO): intracellular iron ion homeostasis; iron incorporation into metallo-sulfur cluster
Cellular component (GO): mitochondrion
Molecular function (GO): ferroxidase activity; iron chaperone activity; ferric iron binding
Source: RefSeq, a predicted model, not a curated record
ACGCUCUUAUCACUUACUCUCCUUAUCGUCUUAUCACAGAAAAGAACUUAGUAAGAACGAAUCAGUUUUCCAAAUUUCGUGAGUUUAUUUUGUAACUAUUUUAUCUUACACAAAUUGUUCGGUGUACACUGAGUCAAGCGUUUUUUACAUUUUAUAAUGUAAUUUGAUCGAAUGUGCUCUUUUAGCUUUUGUGCAGCUCAUCUACUCAUUUACAAAACAAUGUCUUGUGCCAUUUCAAAUGGAAGAUCUAUCAUUCAACUAAUAACGCUUAAAAAUACUCGGACUUCACCACGUUUUAUGUAUCAAUCCCUGAACAGAUUAUCACUGGAAAGAAACGUAAUAACUGACAUCAAUGUAUAUUCAACAACCCAGCGGUCUCUCCUAAGUCCCAAGUUUGGAACGCUCUGUAGCGCUGGGCUUCCUUUGAGCAAAAAAUUUUCCCAAAAUUGUAACGAGUUUGAUUACCAUAAAGUUUGCGAUGAAACAUUAGAUUCCCUCUGUGAAUAUUUUGAAGAUUUAGUUGAAAAUUCAGCACAUCUUACUGCAGCGGAUGUAACCUAUGGAGAUGGUGUACUCACGGUAAAUUUUGGUGCUCCUCAUGGAGUGUACGUAAUCAACAGACAAACUCCAAAUAAACAAAUAUGGCUGAGUUCUCCUACCAGUGGACCUAGAAGGUAUGAUUUUGAAUCCAGUAAAAAAGCCUGGAUCUAUCGACACACUCAAGAAUCUCUUCAUCAACUUCUCCAGUCUGAAAUUUCCAAAAUAGUUAGACAGGAGGUGAACUUUUAUCAAUGUGCCUUCAGUGGCCAAGAUUAGAAUUUAAUUCUCUAUUUAAGUUCUUGUCAUCUUGUGAGGUUCAUGUUUUUAUUUUUAAGAAAAUUGUUAUUUCCUUCAUUUGCACAUACAUGUAACUAUAUUUGUCUUACAAUUGAAGCAAGGAUCGUGAAGUGAAGGAAAAUUGUUUAGGUUUGCUUUUCUUCAGGGCGUUAUUUGAUGUAAAAAGAAAAUAAAUAAAUAUAUCUAAGUAGAUA